Messenger RNA from Coregonus sp. 'balchen', 5839 nucleotides. NCBI's taxonomy places the organism in Eukaryota, Metazoa, Chordata, Actinopteri, Salmoniformes, Salmonidae. The record is from the annotation of a GenBank genome assembly.
GUCAGUGGAAACACUCUUCCUCUGUACUCCAUUGUUGGAGGUGAUGUCAGUCUGCCGUGUAACAAUGUGAUUUAUCCAAACUGCUCCUCAACUACAUGGAACUAUGGAUCUAUUGAAGAAGUUGGUCAUGGGAGGGUGAAAAAGGAAAAACAGAACAACAGAGCAGACAGACUGAGUUCAGGGUCUGACUGUUCUCUACAUUUUAGUGAUGUCAGAGCUGAGGAUGCUGGAUUCUACACCUGUCGACAGUUCCUUACAAAGGGUGGACCACAAUAUGGAGGUGAUGCUCAUGUUCAUCUGUCUGUUCUAACUAGUGAGUAUUACUGUUUAAAUCAGAGCUGUGCAAAAGUGUAGUGUUGAUAGUCAUAUUAAACAUGAGCAGUACAUACUGAAAGAUUAUGCAAGUAUUAUUUUUUCUCUUUCUCAGUGUCCUCGUCCUCACCAGUCACAGAUAUAAAACCUGAUAGACCAGUAACAUUAAGGUGCUCUCUGCACACCCUCAAUGGACCUGGCAGAUGUGCCCCAGGCAUGAACCAAGAUGUUAGUCUGAGCUGGCAGAGGGUGGAUGAGGCAGAUACUGAGCUGAUUGAGGCAGGUACUAAUCUGCAGGGAGACUCCAGAUACCAGGUCACACAGCCGUCUCACUGUGACAUCACUCUGAAUAUGACACUCCAGAGGGAGGACAACAACAGGAAGUGGAGGUGUCAGAUGACUGGAAAAGUGGAAAUCUUCCUGGAUUUCACCUUUAAGUUCUCAGGUAGGGAUUCUAUAUUCUAUAUCUCCCACUUGUAUGUAUAUUGUGUAGUAAAUACUACAUCUGCCUUAUUAACCACCUGAUAAAAUGAUGUGAUUAAACAGCUCCGCAUCCCCUCCCAGGUUCUCCACUAAACCAGACCCUCCUCCUAACUGUAUCUGUUGGAGCAGCUGUGUGUGUCGCUGCUGCUGUCAUCAUUGUACACAGAAGAAGAGCAAGUAAGUACAGACAUUCAUCGUUUUUCUUUGAGUUGAAUGGAAUAUAAUAAUAAAACACACAUGGAGCAAAUUGUUCCUCUGUAUCAAUUCUUCUGAUGUCUUUCUUUGUUCUUUUCAGAUAAUCAAGUGCCAAAUGAUAACAGCAUUGUGAGUAACAAAGACAUAUUAUUGGUGUACAAUGGCUUAAUUAACACUGUUAGUGUAUUAUACUAUUGUUGUAGUAAAAUAACUAAGAGGUUCCACUAUAUUUAUGUUAAUUGAGUACCAUUGUUACUCAUUAAUGUAGGGUCUGAAUGCAAUAAACCACUCCACCCCACCAACCAAUGAGGACAAGGUUAGUGCAUUAACACGUUCAUUUAAUUUCAUUUUAACCAGUUGUUAUCACGCAUUGAGACUAAUGAUUCAGAUUUCAAUAACAAUUUUGGUACUUGUAGUGUCAACCUGCUGACAGUAUCACCUAUGCCUCCAUCCUCCACUUCAACCAAAAUCUGCCUCAGAGAGUUGAUGUAAGUGAAGCUAUACUGUACAUAUUGUAAUAUUAUGACUCUCCCUCCUAUAAACAGUUUGAAGUCUUUACUUUGGUGUGUGCGUGUGUGUGCGUUUUGCUUGCUCGGAUACUUUAUCUGAGAUUGAUGCGUCUUUCUGUUGGUGUGCGUCUCGGUCAAAUAAAUUAUCAAUAUUUUAUUUCAAUGGGCAAGGAGGUACGGGCCCGGUCCGCCCUACCGUACCUCCUUGCCUGUCCAAAUAAAAUAUUGAUAAUUUAUUUGACCGAGACAUGCGCAGACAGAAUGACACAUCAAUCUCAGAUAAAGCAUCCGAGAAUGCGAAACAGCAUUCUGGACAAAAGGAGUAUGGCAUAUCAUACUUUUUCUGGUCAGACAGGAUCACAUACAUGGGCUAAAUAUUGUUAGACAGAGGGGUGCUGUUUCAGCAGAGAGGAAGAGGUGAAGCGAGAGGGCUCACUCUCGCCAAAAUCUGUCCUGAAUAAGCCCAAUGCGUUUCUAUGGGCAUAAUAUGCAGACCUUUAGCUUGUCACCUGCAUUCCCGCCUUUGGGACAACGACUAGCAUUGUUAGGGUGGAGACGUGAGCAUCUCGUCAUUAUACUGAUCUCUGGUUACAGCCAACUUGCUAAUUAGAAAGGAAAGUUGGCGGAUGCAGAGUGCACUGUUCAGAUGCUGGCUUCCCCUAAUUCAAAAUACUUUACCAAAGAGCUUGACUUAGCCACAGAGGAUCAUUAGCUUAUUUAAAAGAAAUAGCUGUGGAUUGUUUCAAAUCACAAGUGCAUAAAGGCUUAUGCCUAUUUGGGAAGCUCGCGUGGCGUUAGGCUGAGCUUAUUGAGUUGGGAGUGAAAAGCAUCUAAAAUGUGGGAAGAGCAUAAUUUUAAAUGUUGAGACAAGAAGAAGGGCAGCGGUGUGUGGCGAAGAUAUGGGCGUCUUUCUCCAGAAUGCAGGCACUCAACUCUCCAGAAUGUGCUCCGCUGUCUCCAGCCAAUUCUUUUACAUUCAUUGUUUCAUUGUGUGAAUCGUUUGCCCUUUGAUUGUUUAUUUUGAUAAAUUCCCCAUUACAUACAGUGCAUUCGGAAAGUAUACCCCUUCCCUUUUUCCACUUUGUGUUACAGUACGUUACAGCCUUAUUCUAAAAUUGAUUACAUUAAAAAAUCAAUCUACACACAAUACCCCAUAAUGACAAAGCGAAAACAGGUUUUGAUUUUUUUUAGCAAAGUUAUACAAGUAAAAAACAGAAAUACUCGAUUUACAUAAGUAUUCAGACCAUUUGCUAUGAGACUCGAAAUUGAGCUCAGGGGCAUCCUGUUUCCAUUGAUCAUCCUUGAGAUGUUUCUACAACUUGAUUGGAGUCCACCUGUGGUAAAUUCAAUUGAUUGGACAUGAUUUGGAAAGGAACACACCUGUCUAUAUACUGUAAGGUCCCACAGUUGACAGUGCAUGUCAGAGCAAAAACCAAGCCAUGAGGUCGAAGGAAUUGUCCAUAGAGCUCUGAGACAGGAUUGUGUCAAGGCACAGAUCUGGGGAAGGGUACCAAAACAUUUCUGCAGCAUUUAAGGUCCAUAAGAACACAGUGGCCUCCAUCAUUCUUAAAUGGAAGAAGUUUGGAACCACCAAGACUUUUCCUAGAGAUGGCCGCCCGGCCAAACUGAGCAAUCGGGGGAGAAGGACCUUGGUCAGGGAGGUGACCAAGAACCCAAUGGUCACUCUGACAGAGUUCCAGAGUUCCUCUGUGGAGAAGGGAGAACCUUUCAGAAGGACAACCAUCUCUGCAGCACUCCCCCAAUCAGGCCUUUAUGGUAGAGUGGCCAGACGGAAGCCACUCCUCAGUAAAAGGCACAUGACAGCCCACUUGGAGUUUGCGAAAAGGAGCCUAAAGGACACUCAGACCAUGAGAAACAAGAUUCUGUGGUCUGAUGAAACCAAGAUUGAACUCUUUGGCCUGAAUGCCAAGCGUCACGUUUGGAGGACACCUGGCACCAUCCCUACAGUGAAGCAUGGUGGUGGCAUCAUCAUGUUGCGGGAAUGUUAUUCAGUGGCUGAGAAUGGGAGACUAGUCAGGAUCGAGGAAAGAUGAACAGAGCAAAGUACAGAGAGAACCUUGAUGAAAACCUGCUCCAGAGCGCUCAGGACCUCAGACUGGGGCGAAGGUUCACCUUCCAACAGGACAACGAUCCUUAGCACACAGCCAAGAUAACACAGGAGUGGCUUCGGGACAAGUCUCUGAAUGUCCUUGAGUGGCCCAGCCAGAGCCCGGACUUGAACCCGAUCGAACAUCUCUGGAGAGACCUGAAAAUAGCUGUUCAGCGAUGCUCCCCAUCCAACCUGACAGAGCUUGAGAGGAUCUGCAGAGAAGAAUUGGAGAGACUCCCCAAAUACAGUUGUGGCAAGCUUAUAGCGUCAUACCCAAGAAGACUCGAGGUUGUAAUCGUUGCCAAAGGUGCUUCAACAAAGUACUGAGUAAAGGGUCUGAAUACUUAUGUAAAUGAAAAACCUGUUUUUGCUUUGUCAUUAUGGGGUAUUGUGUGUAGAUUAAUGAGGGGAAAAAAACAAUUGAAUCCAUUUAAGAAUAAGGCUGUAACGUAACAAAAUGUGGAAAAAGUCAAGGGGUCUGAAUACUUUCCGAAUGCACUGUGUGUAACCAGUACGCAUAGUAAAUGUACUGUUGAUCCCCAUCAUCUGCUUACAUUAAUUACUGUUACUGCAUUAGUAAUUUACCAUUCUCAUUCUCAGAGUGGAAACAUUGUUUGCAGAGUUCAUGACCUGCUACACUUGUGAGAAACAAGUACUGGUUUAUUUCAUAACCAUAAUUUAGGAGGUUUAUACAUUUUGUGUGGUUUCUCUGUCCUGAUAAUAUUGAGGGAGCGAGUGCCUGAGCAUGCCAACAUGCAUAGUUGAUACAAUGUUGCACUUCACUAGAGAUAGCUCAAGUCAAGACAGACAGGUGAGUAGAGAGAUUAUUGCGAUUGAAAGAACCUGCAUUUUUAUCAGGAUAUUUUCUACUGUUUUAAUUUCUCAGCUUUAGGCGUACAUAUUUUGACUUAGUUGAUGAUGGAAGUUAUAGGCUUACUGCUGCAUUGGCUUAUAGGCUAUUUCUGAGUACCAUGUGCAAUAAUUGUUUUUGCAGCAAUGGAUCACAGUGUAUAUAUGUGUCCAUAUGGUAAUGCUCUUGCAUUAGUUGAAUUUUUACUUUUAGAUUUUUAUCAUUUUAAUUCAGAUUUGUGUGAUUAACCACGUGACAAUACUUUUAAGAAACUAAAACACUACUUUUGAAAUUAAACUGUUCCGUGAAAAUGCGCUUAUAAAAAUAAUCCUAACUGGCAUGCAGAUAGUUAGACAUGGUAGAAUAAAUUGUAAGCGUCCCCAAACUUUAUCUCAGGUUCCCAUAGUAAUAGUACUCAUUAUAACAUCUAUGCAUAUGAUCAUCCAUCAUAACUGUGAUAAGAGGGUAUUAAAAAAUGAGUGUUUGAGUAGUGUUCGGAUUUACUACGUUGGUGGGGACGUGUCUUAUCUAACUAAAAUUACGGGUAUUAGAGGAAUGUUCCAUUAAACUGUUAGUUUUGCUUGAUAUUAGGAUAGAGGUUGCCUGGUGCUUUAUACCUGGAUGGGAUAGUUAAAUUUGAAUGUCUUGCUAUUGGAGGGAGUAUGGAGAGUAGGGUUGUUUGCGUAGUUCGCUGAGUUUUGCCAUGAGUAAGAAGAUUUUCUGUAACCAAUGUUGUUAGACGAGUAUGUGAUGCUGAACAGGCUACUGGUGGUUUAUGUGAGAUUUUUGAAGGAUUGGGCGUGAAUGACAUUGGAGGAGUAUACUUGAGUGUAUUUUUAUAAGUAGUUAGUAUGGUCAUAUCAUCUGGUCUUGCGUAUUGCACAAUUGCCUAUGGUCUUUAUUAUAACACCCAAGGACAUCCACACAGGAGGUCCUGUGGAAAAAACUGGCCCACCUAUAGAAAUCAAAUGCCCAUCCAACUGAUUCAUUCUGGUGCCCUGUUGUGUGUGUGUAUUUUUUGUUUUACUAUCCUUGUGGAGACCAGAAGUCCUCACAAGGAUAGUAAAACAAGGACAAUUUGGACAAAUGGGGACUUUUUGCCAGUCCCCACAAGGAAAGAGGCUAUUUUAGGGUUAGGGUUAGGGGUGAGGGGUUAGAGUUAAGGUUAGGGUUAGGGAAAAUAAGUCCCCACAACGAUAGUAAAACUAAUAUGUGUGUGUGCGUGUGUGUGUGUUGUCACUGUAGGUCCAGGAUGAAGAUGCAGUGACCUAUUGCUCUGUUAUGCCCUCUUCUACCAGAGAGACAGAGAACCCUGCUGACCCCAGCUCUACUCCACAGCCAAGACAUCAACAUGAAGACUACACUCAGUCUUUCACAGCC